UAUUAUUAUUAUUGUUGUGUUGUAUUUGUUUUAUAAAGGCUAUGUCAAUUUUUAAACGCGCUUCAGUUAUUUUUUUAACAAACAACAAAUACAAUAACAUGUACUUGUUUGAAAAUGCCCAGCAGCUCACACGCUCAGUGUCUCAGUGAUAUUGCAUUCAGCGUGGUUCAGGUGCACAGGCUUCCUUCUUUCUUUGAGAAAGAUAUAUUGUGAGGCACUUCAGAGACAAAUAGGUUGUUUAGCAAAGCGACUAAUAAUAUUAUAAACCUUACUGCUUCACAGCCUGAAAUACAGAAACACGUAUUUCGUCGUUUCGAUCGACACUCCCUCCCCCCUCACAGUACAUUUAAAAAAUCAUAAAUGUGAUUAUAGAUCAAUAAACCAACUGACUAUUGGAUAUCAAUUAGUGAUCGAUAUACCUAACGUUCACGUUUCACUGACUGUAUUAGUUAACGAUAAACGAAUACAAGAAAAAAAAUAAUUGUCUAUUGAUUUAAGUAAUCGACAUUAAGGAUAGGCUAUUCAAAUAAGACACAAUCGUUUUUUUUUAUUUUUUAUUUUAUUUUAUUUUAACUUUGUAAAUCGCUUAUUGUUCAACAGAGCUCUGUGUAAACACUUGUCUUCUGUGAUGUAAUGGAUGGGCUCGAGUCGCGCGUUUCACUUCAAUGCAAUGCCUUUAGAAACGCCACUGAUACCGGUCACACGUGUAGAAAAUAUCAACUCUCACAAUAGUUUGGGUAGAUAUAGGCUAUUAAACAGUCCAAUACAAUUCAACGUUAUUUAUACUUUGUGGAGAUUUGGGAUCGAUUUGUGAAACUCUUGAGUCUUAUAGGCGAUUUCAUAAAUCUAUCGCGUUGUUUUCAUUUUCUUCUUCUGUGGAACACUUUUUUUACAGCAGUUUACACAGGACUUUAGCAUUAUUAAACUUUUCUUUAAAAUUUUAACAUAUCGUAGAGAACUGAUCUCAGAAUUUUGGUGGAGAUAUAAACGGUGACUGUUGUCGACAAUAUUCUUCGCUUCAUUAUCCCUGUGUGCUUGUGAAGAUUCUCUCAUCCCUGUAAAGACAAAAAGCGCACCUGCAGCAACAUCACUGGAUUUGAACGCAUUUAAUUGUAUAAGCAACUUUUAAACUGCAGAAUUCCAGAGCUGUCAGCAUUAAACAGGAACCAAUGUUGGUGCUGGAAGUUUUAAUGAAAUUAAACUUGUUUGCGAUAAUAAACUGACUAUUUAUUUAUUUAUUUUACAUAUUUACCAGCAUUUGAAGGUGGACCUUUUCCGACACCAUUUAAAACACGUUUAAUUAAAUCUGGAGCGGUGAUGUUUGACUGGACCAGCUGCAGUCACUCUUUGAAGACUGAAAAGAAAAAAAAAAUGAACAUUGUUUAAUUAAACAAAAACAGACGUCACUCGUUGGUUUGUUUGUAUAUCUGUGAUUUGUUUUCUUUACUUUUUUUACUUUGAUCACCUUUGCAAAAAUCAUUCUUAUACUGGCAUAACUUAGGGGCCUAUUAAAAAUAGAGUGAAAAUAAAUUAUUGAACUUCAAAGUUUGGAAAGAAAACACGCUUUGUAUUCUGCUGCUGGUGUUAUUUCUUUUCAAGGGGUUAGACCUUGUUUGUGUUUUAAUUCUUCAAUCGCCGCAGAGCCCGUGGCCCGCUGCUGAGCUAUGCGGGCAGGAAGCCGCGUGCUGUGAAACUCCUUUCAGCUUGUCCCAAUGCGCAGCCUCGCCAGCACCAUUCUCAGCGUUCUGUUUGCGUUGCUCCUGGUGACCCCAGAUGCGCGAGCAACAUUGUGGCUGUCUCUAGUGCGGCAGCCCCUGUCCCGUGGAUCCUGCUCUGAGCUUGAGGGCCUGUCGGGAGGGCAGGUUGUGCUGUGCCAGCGGCAGUGGGGCGCGAUGGAGUCGGUGCGGCGGGGGGCGGAGCUCUCCAUCGAGGAGUGUCAGUACCAGUUCAGAGCGCGCCGCUGGAACUGCUCCACGGGGUCAGGGGUCAACGUGUUCGGGAAGGUCGUGUUGCAAGGUACCCGUGAGGCUGCCUUCAUUCAUGCUCUUUCAGCAGCGGCGGUGGCUUUUGCGGUGACUCGGGCGUGCAGCCGCGGGGAGCUGGAGAAGUGCGGCUGCGACCGCAAGGUCAGAGGGGUCAGCCCUGAAGGGUUCCAGUGGUCAGGCUGCUCUGAUAAUCUCUCGUUUGGGGUCGCAUUCUCUCAGUCCUUUGUGGAUGAUCCUGAGAGGAGUCGGGGCCUAUCCUCAAGCCGGGCACUCAUGAACCUGCACAACAACGAGGCGGGUCGCAAGGCGAUCGUGCACAGCAUGCGUGUGGAGUGCAAGUGUCAUGGUGUGUCGGGGUCCUGCGAGGUGCGCACGUGCUGGAAGGUGAUGCCGCCGCUCCGCCGGGUGGGGAACAUGCUGAAGGAGAAGUUCGAUGGGGCGACAGAAGUACAGCUGCGAAAGGUGGGGUCCCGCAAGGUGCUGCUGCCCCGGGACCCCCACUUCAAACCACACUCACCUCAGGACCUGGUCUACCUGUCCCCCAGCCCAGACUUCUGCCAACUGGACCCACGAGGGGGGAUCCCCGGUACAGAGGGGCGGCAGUGCAAUGCCACAUCUCGGCUGGCUGUGGAUGGCUGCGAGCUCAUGUGCUGUGGGCGUGGAUUCCACACAGCGCGCGCUGAGGUCGUGGAGCGCUGCAGCUGCAAGUUCCGCUGGUGUUGCUCGGUGCAGUGCAAGCAGUGCCGCAAUGUGCUGCAGGUGCACACCUGUCGCUAACCAGGGGGGUGGGGGUGGUAAAGCGAUGCUGACGUCACGAUACAGGUGAUGGUCCUGAUGGGCUGCUUGUAUUGAUGCAUAAGAUCAAAUUAGCAUUUAACAAUGGACUGUUUUGUUAAUUUUAAUGAGAUAGGGAGAGUAUGUAUUGAUACCAGCUAUAUAACACACUAAUCUCUUCAUUCAAGAACCACUUGCUGGGAUUUUGGUCUUGUAUCACGAUACAAAUGAUACGAUGUAGCAUGCUAUGAAAGUAUCCGGAUUCAUCGAUACACAGUGAAUCAUUCCACCUCUAGAGGGCAGGUUAGCAGGUACGCUCUGGUGAACACGACAUGGGGGUCAGACAUGAUUCUGAGAGCUCUUGUUAAGUCUGCAGGGCUUAAACUUUUAAAAAUGCAUCAGGAUGCAACAACUAAACUAGAAAAUGAUACAAAGGGAAUCUGAAGAUGAUUGCAGGAUGUUAGAUGGGAUAACUGAUAUGUCACGCCCAGAAAAGAAUGCUCUUUGAAUGGCUGCUCUCUCUCAUCUCAGUGUUUGUAGAGUUUCAUUGUUUAUCUGUUUGAUAUGCUGUUAAUGUGUCCUGUCUAUAACCCCACCGUCAGUCUGGGGAAGAAGCUGUUCUUUUUGGAAGCUCCUCUCCUUGGUAACUAAUACACUGAGCAGAAACAGGGCAUAACUGAGGCAUACAGAGAAUGCAAAGUUAGCUUGAAUAAUGAACUCCAUAUAUUAGUAUUUUGACAAGCAGCAGACUUGCUGGGCUGUUCCUGUAAAUAUCAUCUUGUAGAAACACGAGCAAGGCUUCAGAGAGAAGUCCUUCAUCAGGGGCUGCAUGCAGGGCUGCUCCAACAUUGUACUGAGCUGCAUUUCACAAUGUGUUAAACGUGGAUGAAAUAACAUUCAUAUUCUCAAACGGUAGGUGACUUCAAAUGCUGUAAACAUGCCACUGCAUAAUGAAAAACAAUUGCGUGUAUGGCUGAAAUUUGACGUGUACAUAUAUUUAGCCUAAUAUUAUAAUUAUUAUCCACGCAGUGGUAUCAAUACUGAUUAUCACCACUGAGUAUUACAAACUAAAUAAAACAACGUGGUUGUUGUUGUUAUGCCUUUCUGUCGUGCACUGUGAAUUGCAAAAUAACAUCCCAUUCCUGCAUAUACAAGUCCUGUCUACUCUUGGCUUAGUGUUGUUACUAAUGGUUUUGGACUCCAUCAUUGCCCCUUUGUCCUCAGUACAUUCAGUUUCCUUAUACUGACAGACAGCAGAUUGAAAUAAAAAAGGGAUUUUCAUUUGACUACUGGGUUGUCCAAUACCGUUGGUGCUAGACUACACUCACGUAGCAAUUAAAGCACCAACAUUGAAUGCAUUUCAUUUUGUGAAGAGGAGACAGUACCUCUCCAUUAAUGUGCUGGUUAUAAGUGAUGCCCGACUCCAUCUAUGAAAUGCUGUGGCUAAAUGGCCAGGUGGAACCCACGAUUCAUUUAUUUGUCAGAACAGCAGUGUGGGCUGAGCAAACUGAGCCAUGACAGACUGCUACAUUUAGCACACAAGGCUAUACACAGGCGUUUUAAAUGCAAAUUUCCAUGUGCAAACAAUUUUAGUGACAUUGAGAUUUACUAACAUAUUUUUUAGAAAUUGCACACAGGUGCCUUACGCAAGAUUAAUAAACCAGAAUUUAAUUGUGGGUGCAAACAUUCUAAACUCUGUGUGUACGAACAAUUUAAGCAAUGUUUUUAGGAACAGCCCCUGGGGAGGAAACAAGUCUAAUCCAUCACUAAGACCCACACUGGACUCUGUUUAGACAAUAGCACACUAUGUUUAAUGUUUUGAUGGGUUGUGUUUUGAAGGGCAGAGUAGUUGUGUAGAAAUGCUUGAGAGGCAUCAGCUGCAAUGUGGCCGAGUUGUGAAAGCUGUGAGUGAACCAAGACAAGCAGCCCCAGCACUGCAGUGGACUGGAAUCAACAGUAUAAAAGGCCACUCCUGUUUAUGUGCUGUAUACAUUUUCAGAUUUAUUUUAAUUGUAAAAAUAUAUACAUAGAAAUGACCAACACUGUACUGUGACAAUGAAAAAUAAACUUUUAAACUACUCUUUAAAAAAAAAAAAAAAAAAGUCUAACAGUGUGUUUUAUUAUUUCAAAGCACAACAUUAAUAUCGUAGAAUUCCAACCGAGCCCCUUUCCCUGUCUCUUAUACAGGACUGCAGUCCGUCUUCUCGAUAUUAUAAACUAAUAGAAGUGAAAACUGUCCAGUCAACCCCCUUGCCUUCUAACUUUUUAGAAGAAAUCCCAGAACAGUGUUUUUUUUUUUUUUUUUUUUUUUUUUUAAAGUGCAUUUAUUUUAAAGUUUUGAAAAUG
Messenger RNA from Polyodon spathula (Mississippi paddlefish), 5105 nucleotides. RefSeq names its product protein Wnt-4a-like. The transcript has 5 exons. The record is from RefSeq and is a predicted model, not a curated record. Gene Ontology annotation, biological process: neuron differentiation; cell fate commitment; canonical Wnt signaling pathway. Gene Ontology annotation, molecular function: cytokine activity; frizzled binding. Bases 1713 to 2762 code for a protein of 349 amino acids. Gene Ontology annotation, cellular component: extracellular region. Lineage: Eukaryota; Metazoa; Chordata; Actinopteri; Acipenseriformes; Polyodontidae.